Messenger RNA from Ricinus communis (castor bean), 1506 nucleotides. Its product is annotated as ubiquitin-like domain-containing CTD phosphatase. The transcript is spliced from 6 exons. Lineage: Eukaryota; Viridiplantae; Streptophyta; Magnoliopsida; Malpighiales; Euphorbiaceae. Gene Ontology annotation, molecular function: phosphoprotein phosphatase activity; protein binding. The record is from RefSeq and is a predicted model, not a curated record. Bases 118 to 1137 code for a protein of 339 amino acids. Gene Ontology annotation, cellular component: nucleus.
UACAUUUUUCCAUAUAAAAAUAUCAAAAGGUAAAUUUGCGUGCUAUGAAAGUGAAAAACAAACACGCAUACAAACAGAAAGGAGAAAAAAAAAAAGCGGUCAAUUGAGUAAAAAAAAAUGGCAGCAGCGGCUUCAUCAUCUUCUUCUUCAUCUCUAACAGCGUCAUCGGUGACAGAGGAGGAGCUAACACUGACAGUGAAAUGGAGUGGUAAAGAGUACACAGUUCGUGUCUGUGGUGACGAUUCUGUUGGCGAAUUAAAACGCCGAAUAUGUGAACUCACUAAUGUUCUGCCUAAGCGACAAAAGCUUCUCUAUCCUAAAAUCGGUAAUAAGCUCGCUAACGACACCGUUUUGCUUUCUCAGCUUCCUCUCAAAUCUUCUCUCAAGAUGACCAUGAUUGGAACUGUUGAAGAUGAUAUAAUUGUGGAUCAAGUGGACUCACCAGAGAUUGUUGAUGAUUUUGAACUUGGCCAAGAUGAAGCUGUAGAUAUUAAAGAUAAAGAAGUUAAUAAACAAAAGCUAAGGAGGCGAGCCGAUCAAUAUAAGAUUGUAAUUCGAAAUCCAUGUCGUGAAGGGAAAAAAUUGCUUGUUCUGGAUAUUGAUUAUACACUAUUCGACCAUCGCUCCACAGCAGAGAACCCACUCGAACUCAUGCGCCCUUAUCUUCAUGAGUUUCUCACAGCUGCCUAUGCAGAGUAUGAUAUUAUGAUAUGGUCUGCAACCAGCAUGAAGUGGGUAGAAUUGAAGAUGGGACAACUGGGAGUGCUCAACAAUCCUAGCUACAAAAUCACAGCUCUUCUAGACCACUUAGCAAUGAUUACAGUUCAAUCAGAUUCACGGGGGAUCUUUGACUGCAAGCCGCUUGGAUUGAUUUGGGCCCAGUUCCCUGAGUUUUACAGUCCAAAAAACACUAUAAUGUUUGAUGAUCUGCGAAGAAAUUUUGUGAUGAAUCCACAAAAUGGCUUGACAAUCAAGCCAUUUAGGAAGGCUCAUGCAAACAGAGAUAGUGAUCAAGAGCUAGUGAAGCUCACUCAAUACUUGCUUGCUAUUGCGGAUCUUGAUGAUAUAAGCAGCCUGGAUCAUUCCAACUGGGAGUUCUUUGCAGAAGAUAACACAAAAAGACGUAGGCAUGUAUGAUUGACAUUAACAUGCUUGGAAACCUUAAGCUGGCUGCUUAUAUUUAAUUUUCAGGUACUGAACUUUUCUUUUUAGAGAUGUUAUUGCUUUUUCUUUAUUGCCUUCAGCUUGGUUCUCACCUCAAUAUUUCGUUGCAAUAUUAAUAGGAAAUCCACCUAUUACUGAUAUGAACAACGUUGUCAUCCAAGUUUAUUGCUUCGGGUCAGUGGCAAAUAUAUUGAACUUUGAUGUUUCUGUACAUCAAAACAAUGGCCUAAGCUGCUUUAGGAGUAGCAGCUGUCAACCAGUUUGUGAUUAUUCAAGUAUAUUAUGCCAUGAUAGAUAUAUUUGGCAAAUUUAUCUUUUCCAAUGUCCUUCGAUGUUCUAUGA